GCAAGAAACGAAACGGAAGAGUUUCAGGGAGAGUAUGAGUUGGAGAGAAGUAAAUGACAUGUUAUUCUUUCCCCCACUUUGCCCAGGACACAAGCACCAACGGGGUCCCCCAUGAAGUAUGUGGGGGCCACUGCUGGGUGUGAUCCGCAGUUUUUUAAUCAGCCCUUUCAUAACAAACAUCUACCUCCCUCCUCCAUAACUCCAACAUGUUCACCUCUGACUACUCAUCUCAGGAGAGACACGAGCAGCAUGAGGUGGGAGAACCAGAGCAGCGUGUCCGAGUUCCUCCUCCUGGGGCUCCCCAUCCGUCCAGAGCAGCGGGGCAUGUUCUUCGCCCUGUUCCUGGGCAUGUACCUGACCACGGUGCUGGGGAACCUGCUCAUCAUCCUGCUCAUCAGGCUGGACUCGCGCCUGCACACCCCCAUGUACUUCUUCCUCAGCCAUUUGGCCUUAAAUGAUGUGUGUCUCUCAUCUGUCACUGUCCCUAAGAUCCUGACAAACAUGCACAGUGAUGACAAGUCCAUCCCCUAUGCAGCGUGCAUUUCCCAGACAUAUUUUUUAAUAUGGUUUGGUUGUUUUGACAUAUUCCUUCUUGCAGUGAUGGCCUAUGACAGGUAUGUUGCCAUCUGUCACCCACUCCACUACAAUACCAUUAUGAGGCCGGAGCUGUGUAUUUCCUUGGCAGCUGGGUGCUGGUUCUUAAGCUGUCUCCACUCUCUGUUGCACACCCUGCUCUUGGCUAGAGUGUCCUUCUGUGCUCACAAUGCCAUACACCACUUCUUCUGUGACCUCACUACACUCCUGAGGAUGAGCUGCUCAGACAUCUCUAUCAAUGAAUUGGUCAUCAGUAUUGAGGGAGGGGUGAUUGUCAUGACACCUUUUAGCGGUGUCGUUGGCUCCUAUAUCCUCAUUUGGACCACUGUUCUGAGAGAACCCUCUGCUAAGAAAUUCUUCAAAGUCCUUUCGACCUGUGGCUCCCACCUCCUCGUUGUGUCUUUAUUCUAUGGGACCAUUGCAGAAGUUUACCUUUUUUCUUCCUCAUCCACAUCCAGUGAUGAAUACAUAACUGCUUCUGUGAUGUAUAUGGUAGUCACCCCCUUGCUGAACCCCUUCAUCUACAGCCUGAGAAACAGAGACAUGAAAAGUGCCCUGGAAACACUUGUGAAUCGGAUGAUGCCUGAUUGCAACGUCACAGGUCUUGGGGUUGGAGAGUAGGAGGAUCUUCAGCGGCAGGAAUUAGGAUGGAAAGUCCUUUAGGCCCACCAGCUCCAUGAAAUCCCUGCCUUUCUUCCCUUCGCUCCUCAUAGUCCGUGGAAGGAGGGGCUCAGAAAGAAAAUCAUAAAAAUCUCUGCUAGUGUAAGUUGAAUUUCCCAUAAUAAACUUCUGAU
Talpa occidentalis (Iberian mole) is the source of this 1388-nucleotide messenger RNA. RefSeq names its product olfactory receptor 1J4-like. The transcript is spliced from 3 exons. Bases 112 to 1215 code for a protein of 367 amino acids. Gene Ontology annotation, cellular component: membrane. Gene Ontology annotation, biological process: G protein-coupled receptor signaling pathway. Lineage: Eukaryota; Metazoa; Chordata; Mammalia; Eulipotyphla; Talpidae. Gene Ontology annotation, molecular function: G protein-coupled receptor activity; olfactory receptor activity. The record is from RefSeq and is a predicted model, not a curated record.